Camelina sativa (false flax) is the source of this 528-nucleotide messenger RNA. NCBI's taxonomy places the organism in Eukaryota, Viridiplantae, Streptophyta, Magnoliopsida, Brassicales, Brassicaceae. The record is from RefSeq and is a predicted model, not a curated record.
AUGUAUCUUCGGUUCCUCGGGUUCGGUUCGGUUAGAGCUCGAGGUGGAGAUCCCAAUAGACCUGUCGGGUGUGUGUUUGCUGCGGAUUGUCGAAAUAUAGUCACUCCACCGAUCCCAUCAAGUUAUUUUGGUAAUUGCGCCAUUGGUACUGGUAGAAUGUCAUUAACUGCAGAUACGUUUAUGGGUGAAGAAGGGUUUUUGGCUUCUACAAGGUUGGUGAGCGAAUUGGUUGAGGGACUGGACGAGGGUGUGGUGUGGAAGAUCCCAGAUUUUGUUGAGUUAUCUAGAAGUCUUCCAAAAGGAGCACAGUUUCUAUCUGUUUCGGGUUCGACCCGGUUUGGAGUAUACGGGUUGGAUUUCGGAUGGGGCAGACUGGAGAAAGUGGUAGUUGUGUCCAUUGAUCAAGGCGAAGCGAUUUCCUUGGCGGAGAGUAGAGAUGGAAAUGGCGGUGUGGAGGUUGGCUUCUCUCUCAAGAAACAUGAAAUGGAUGCUCUCAUUGAUUUGCUCCAUAACGGACUAAAAGUUUGA